UUCGACGUCAUGGUCAAGACUUGAAGGGCUCGACCCAUUGACGUUCACGGACUUCCAGUGGAUGCCCGUUCCCUCGACCGGACGAUUGCCGAAACCGCAUUGCAAUGUGCUCAUAGCACAACUGCGGGAUUACUUGCACACUGCAGUACCAGCUCCGUUGAUGGACGCUGGAGUAGAGGUUGUUGACCUUCACGCUUACAUUGCGAAGAUCGACCGCGAGUUCAAGAUGCAACGGUACGACGACAUCGAUGCACCAUUGCUAUAUGUACGCAUUCAGAUCGGAGAGGUGACCUGCAACGCCUUGAUCGAUUGCGGGGCAUCUCGCAACUACAUCAGCCAGGACUUCAUGGUACGCGCCGGCCUUGGCCCACGUGUCCGGAGGAAGUCCCAGCCCACGCAAGUCACGUUGGCGGACGGUCACACGCACAAGUCAAUCGACCGGUGCAUUGACAACGUCCCAAUGUACUUUGCCCCUCAGGCAAGUGAGGCGGUGUCCUUUGACAUUCUGGACACCAAAUUUGACAUGAUCUUGGGCAUGUCAUGGCUGCAAAGCGAGGAUCACCCGGUGAACUUCUUCCACUGCACCGUUCACAUUCGUGAUCGGAACAGAGUACUAGUUCCAUGUACGCUGCCUCUUCCUCAUCCUUCGAUCAGCUGCCACGUGGUAUCCGCCGCAAGCAUGCGAGCUUCCAUCAUCAGAGACGACAUCGAGGAGAUGGGGGGGUGUUUUCUCCACGCCCUCCCGCCCCAUGACGCUUCAUCGACGGACUCACCUUCGGAUCCACGCAUCACCGAGCUUCUCGACGCCUACAGCGACGUGUUUGAAGGCCCGCACGGAGUAGUACCGGAUCGACCCAUCCGCCAUGAGAUCAUCCUCGAGGACGGGGCCGUACCUCCGCGCGGUUGCAUCUACCGAAUGAGCGAGGAAGAGUUAAGUGUGCUUCAUGCACAACUCGACGACCUUCUAGAGAAAGGCUGGAUUCGGCCUAGCUCAUCGCCAUACAGUGUUCCUGUUCUCUUCGUCCGGAAGAAGAACAAGGACCUGCGGUUGUGCAUCGACUAUCGCAAGCUCAACUCGCAGACAAUCAGGAACGCAGGCCCUCUCCCACGCAUCGACGACCUUCUCGAGCGACUGGGCGGCGCCAAGUUUUUCUCCAAGCUGGACCUCAAGUCGGGAUAUCACCAACUCGAGAUUCGCAAGGAGGACCGUUACAAGACCGGGUUUAAGACGCGAUAUGGGCAUUUCGAAUGGCUGGUUAUGCCAUUUGGCCUUACGAAUGCCCUGGCCACUUUCCAAGCGGCUAUGACAACGGAGUUCCGACACAUGCUGGAUCGUUUCGUACUUAUCUACCUCGACGACAUUCUAGUCUACAGCCGGAGUUUGGAGGAGCAUGUGGAACACCUGCGCACCGUUUUGGAGCGGCUACGACAAGCCAAGUACAAAGCCAACCGCGACAAGUGUGAAUUCGCGCGGCAGGAGCUGGAGUACUUGGGCCAUUAUGUGACGCCGCAAGGCAUCCGUCCGCUCGCGGACAAGAUCGAGGCCCUACGAGUAUGGCCCGAGCCCACCAACACCACGGACGUUCGUUCAUUCAUGGCAUUGGCGGGCUACUAUUAGCGAUUCAUCACCGGAUACUCAAGGAUUGUUGCAUCUAUGACGAGGUUACAGUCGCCAAAGG
Molecule: messenger RNA, 1679 nt
Organism: Chara braunii
Lineage: Eukaryota; Viridiplantae; Streptophyta; Charophyceae; Charales; Characeae
Source: the annotation of a GenBank genome assembly